This is a messenger RNA of Pisolithus orientalis, 793 nucleotides long. RefSeq lists its product as uncharacterized. The record is from RefSeq and is a predicted model, not a curated record. NCBI's taxonomy places the organism in Eukaryota, Fungi, Basidiomycota, Agaricomycetes, Boletales, Pisolithaceae. The coding region runs from base 327 to 578 and encodes 83 amino acids. The transcript has 5 exons.
CACCGACACGCGUUUUGUUAUCCCCUUUGCGAUUUGCUUCCACCCAGAUAUAUAUCAGCCCGAUCGCUCCUGUCCGGUCCUGUGACCAUCCGGUUGCUAACACCCCGCACUUGCUAUAUAACAUCCCCCACCCUCGUCCGACUGACUAACUCACCAACCCCGCCUUCCCCCUUUUCUGUCCUACCUCGUACCUCUCCUCCAAUCGUCCUAUUUCUUUUUUUUUCUUUUUGACUUCUGCCGACGUGCUGCGAUAGACGCGCGACCAACCUUCUUCUGUCCGGGAUAGGCAACUUUGUUCUUGUCUUCUCUUUUUCGUCGCCGGCUAUAUGUGUAAUCUCGAAACCGAAGGCACCAAGUAUGGCUGCGGGCACUACCAAGUGACACGCAAGGUCAGAAAAAUUGACUGCAACAGCCGAUAUUGUACCCACUCUAUCCGCCACUCGCCUGACUGCGGGGAUUGUCACUGUGAACGGUAUCUCGGCCCGGAUGUCAAGGAGACAAUCACUUUCACAACGCCACAGUACUGUCCUUCUUGCCAGUAUUGGUUCAAAGGACCCGGCUCCCAACGUGUCCGAUAGCCAAACGACUCUUCAUAUACCGUUCAAAUCAACUGUCCGCAACCCCGUCAGCCUGCAUCGAUCACGCACUUAGCGUAGAGCUACUAUUUUUUUUUGGCAUAUUUCUCUGCCCCUUCCAUUUGUCAUCCCUGUGCCCAUCGCAACAUCUCUAUCUAUAUUCCAGAUGAUACACAUGUAAAGAUACAUGCACAUGUACUUAAUGACAAGCACCAGCG